AUAUAUUUCCAGCUAACAGUGCUAAGUGACUAAGCCAUCAGUCAGUUAAUGUAUGGGAGAGGAGAGGACAUAUACAUACAUACAGUUUUCUAUAUAAUUGAACUGUCGAUAGACAUAGAGAGAGGAAAGUAGUGUUUUUUGACUCCCCAUACAAUACAACUACAUAUAACUACUGAACACAACAGUGUUGAGGACUUGUAGUGAAGUUUAGUGACUGUGUAUUAGUGUAUAAGUUUAUGUGUGUGAAUAUGUGGUACUAUUUGACACUAUUUGACAUGAAGUAAACGGCAAUAGUGUUAAUAGAAAUGGUACCAAAAAUAUUUCAAAUUUAACUGACAGUGACUUUUUGUGAUUUGUAUGGAUAUUCAAUAGCCUGGACUACCAGUGCGCUACACAUCUGGUGUGUGUGUGUGUGCAGUGAUUACUAUACAGUACACAACACAACUGUCCCCUCACUCUCAACAAUUAUUACCCUCUUUUAGUUUACGAGAAAAAAAAAUCUGUAUUAUCUGUAUCUGGUAUACCAUUAAAUAAAAACUUUUUUUUUAUUUGAAAAAGUUUUGAAUGUCAUACUCUACCAGCACCGGGACUACACCAGCACCAGCAGCUGCUGUCAACUAACUAUGUUUGAAGGAGACACCAUCACCAGCACCAAUACAUUUAGGAUGAAAUAAAUAAUACUAUAAAAAAGCUAACUUUCCUUAUAUAUAACAAAUAAGACAUACCCCCUCACCCCCACCCCCCAGGCCUACAAUAUGCCGGUACAGUCGGCUAACUAUCACCAAUCAAUGGAUACUACAACUAAUACUAGUACUAACCAUAAUCACCAUAAGCACAGUCAUCAUCAUCAACAACAACAAUCUACCAAUAGCCCAGAGAGUGAAUUUGAUGCCAUACUGGGCCAACUGUGCGAUCUGGGGUCGCAAAUAGAUAGAGAACUGUGCAAUAGGAGUACGCUUAGAGAAUCGUCAUCGUCGGGCACCACCGGCACUAUCGAUAGGACAGGUAGUAUUGGCUGUCCAACCAAUGGUAACGAUAUGGCCAACGAUACAACCAUCACUACCGAUGAUGACCCGGACAACAAUACCGUAGACGAUAAAUGCAAAUCGUCGACCGGAAGUGUCGACUCGACCGGCGGUGCAUCGACAGUGGUUGGCGUCGGUAGUGGCCGUACCGACUCGCCCGACAACGACUCGGCCUAUUCAGACUCGUUGUCAAUGUUGUCGUCUGAACGAUCGGAACAGUCAUCAUCGUCAUCGUCGGGUGCGUCCGGUUCAGUCAAAUCUAGUCAUCAACAGUUGCAGAUGCAAUUGUCCAUGAAAUCUAGUGGCGGCGGCAAACAAACUAUACAAUCGUCCAGUGCUAGUGAUAACGGUGCUCAUCAUCAUCAACAACAACCAGCAGUGAUCACCACUACUAAUACUAACACUACUACCACUGCCAACAACAACAACAACAACAAUACCAAUAAUAAUUCAGAUGUUCAACAAGUGUUUGUCAAAGUGUUUACCGCCGAUAAUAGUGCCAAAAGUUUGUUGGCCGACGAACGUAUGUCCGUAUCAUUGAUUUGCAGACAGUUGGCCGAAAAAAAUCAGAUACCAAUGGACCCGAAGUGUUCAAUUGUCGAACAUAUACCCGACCUUUAUUUAGAGCGUUACUAUGAGGACAAUGAAAGUCUAGUUGAAAACGUACUGCUCUGGACCCGUGACUCCAAUAAUCGGUUGUAUUUUAUGGAAAGGGAUGACAAAUAUGAACUGUUUAGCCAACCGGAACACUAUCUACUGGGGGCUGACAGUAGCGAACGGGAUGCCCAACUCGAUGAUGAAGCCAAGGCUAUACUAGUCGAUGAAUUUUUUAGCUCCGGUACGGUUCCGGUACCCGAAGUCGAAGGACUGUUGCAUUUGAAAUCGGACGGUAAGAAAACAUGGAAACGACAUUAUUUUGUAUUGCGUGCUUCGGGACUGUACUACUGUCCCAAAGGAAAGUCAUCUAAAUCAUCGAAAGAUUUGGUUUGUCUGAUCACUUUCGAGAUGAACAAUGUCUACCAGGGGGUCGGUUGGCGUAAGAAAUUCAAAGCACCGACCGAUCAUUGUUUUGCUAUAAAACAUCCGCAAAUACAGACCAAAUCAACCAAAUAUAUCAAAUACUUGUGCGCCGAUAGCGAACAGGAUAUGCGACUGUGGACUACGGGUAUACGUAUUGCCAAAUAUGGCCGACAAUUGAAGGACAACUACGAUACCAUACAGCGGGAUAUAGUGGAAGCCGAUCUGGAUUCGCUGGCCAAUCGACGUAGUUUUUCCGUUUGUUCAAUGGCCAGGAAUAUACAGCUGGCGGUACAGUCGCCGACUAAUUCGGCUGAUGGUAUGGUCAACGGUGGUGGCGUAUAUACGCCCACCCAUUCAUCGGCCGCAAGCGAUAUCAUAAGUGUCAGUAGUAGUAGCAAUAGUAGCAGACCUACCUCUAUAACCAUUACCACCAACAACAACAACAAUGGUGGCCAUCAUCAGCAACAGCAUCAGCAACACUAUCAUAAUAAUUGGCCAAAUCAUCGUAUGUCCCGAAACGAUUCGAUCAGGUCGUCGUCGACCAGUUCCAGCAGUGGUUGCCUAUCGGAAAAAGGAUCGUCAACUGUCAGUACGCCAACUAUGGAACAGUUAGCCUUCGAAGCCGACUAUCCAAUGGGUACUAUCAAACGCAAACCGUCGGUAAUGCAGCCGAAAAUACCGUUGACCAAUACGACCCGCAAUCUGGCCCUACAUUCGGACGAUGCCUUAGUCGAAAUGGACUCCGACUCGUCCGAUGUCGAUCUGGACACUGGUGCACCACAUUUCCAGUGCGGUACACUCAAGAGCGGUACACUGCGCCGAUCGGUUACCGAUGAUCGGCUCAAAAAUCGCAUAUACGACCAGUUAAGUCAACAACGAUUGCCGCCGCCACUGGCGACUACUGUUGCCGCCAAUAGUGUUGUUGUUGGAAGUGCUGUGAAAUUUAAUGGUGCAGUAGUAGUAGUACCGCCAGUGGUAGCCCCAGUGCAUCAUCAGCAUCAUCAUCAGCUGCCGGCGCCAUUGCCGUCCAAUGAUGGCCAUCACCAGCAGCACCAGCAACAACAUCAGCAUCAUCUCAAUGUUGAUGAGUUGCCACUACCGCCGCCACCGCAAGUACUCGAGCAUAGCUUAAGUACGCUUAGCCUGAAUUCAUUACCGCCGCCGCCCUGUGAAGUGAUUAACCACAACAACAACAACCUAUCGGACAGUAUAGACACCGUUGACUUUGGAUCGUCUAACUCGACCACACCGACCGGUGCAAUGUCGCCAGUGGUUAGUCCGAAAAAACCGCCGGUGUUGUUAUCGUCACCUCAGUCACCGCAAGUGCCGCCAAAGCCUAAACUAGUUCGACGUUUGUCCGAAACGGCCGGCGAUAGAGUAGGAGGAGGAGUAGAUAACCAGAGUUUUAUCGGCGAACUGACUUCAAGACAACGGUCGUCGACACUACAGCGAGGACUGUCCAGUCGGCAAAAACAGUUUGCAUUGGAACUGAACAAUACGAUCAGCGCCUACGGUACGUCACCCCGGAUGAAGUGCGGCCCGUAUGUCAGUGCCAUGAAUGGCAAUGGCCAUCAAACAGCUGGCCUGAGAUCGGGAGGAGAUGUCAGCAAUGAUUUAGCUUCUCAUUAUCGGUCCAACUCAUCGAUAGGUAGUUACCAUUCAUCUACCAGCUGUCCAGCGGGAGGAGGAGGAGUAGGAGCUGGAGGGGGAUCGUCAGCACCGCACACACCUGUCAACGAGAUUAUAGCUGCCGGCUCUCCUAUAUAUCAGCGAUCGCCUGUCCAUUAUUCACCCUUUCCUUCCAACAACAAUAGUAACAUACAGUCAUCGUCUCAGUUGACUAACAAUAGCCAAAAUAAUAGCAAUAGUAUUGGCAGUGCAGGUGCUCCCCAAUCGCCUAUACAUCAUAAUCACCUCCCGGCCUAUCAACAGCAACAACAACAAAUGCCUGUCCAAAACCAGUCAAUAUAUCAGUCCUAUGGAUCGCUUAAUCGACACCAUCACCAACAACAACAACGACAGUCACCAAUCGGUGGUGAUUACUAUCAACACCAACAACAACACCAACAAACUAACGGCACUUAUAGGGAAAAGAUAUACGAUUUCAAUACAAAUCUUAUACAACAACAUAAUCGUCAACAACAAUAUAGCAAUACUUAUAAUAAUAAUAAUAGCAAUACUAAUAAUCACAAUAUGAUGAUGACCAACAAUGGUCAGCAGCAUAUUACACACCAACAACAACAACAACAGGCCAACCCAUUUUAUGCCUAUCCACCGGUGCCCACCACCAACAACAACAACAAUCAUCAUCAUCAGCACCGUCAACAUACUGAUGCCCAACAAUUACCGCCACCGCCUCCACUAUUGCCAACACAGCAUCAUAUGGCUGUCCAACAACAACAACAACAACAGCAGCAACAGUGCUAUCAACAACAACUACCGCAACCACAACAAUACAAUGGAUACCAAUCCCAACAACAACAGGUGCCGGUGCAACAACAAAUCUACUCUAAUCAUCAGCACCAACAACAACAACAGCAGCCCAUAUAUCAGUCAAACAACAAUUAUGGUUUAGUUGGCAAUGGUGUACAACCAUCAUACCAUCCUAAUAAUCAUCAGCAGCAACCAACUGUUCCACCACAUCACCCACAACAACAACAACAAGUAUAUAAUACCAAUGGAUAUAAUAAUAAUACCACUUAUAGUGCUCAGACAACGACAACAACAACCAACCAGCAAAAUGUUAUCCGAUAUUCCUAUCAACCCAUGGAUCCAUCAGCCCGUAGUCCGCACAAGGGUCCACUGCCGCCACCGCCCGACCAAUUUCUGCGGGAAAUACAGCGAGUUAUGGACAAAAAAUGGAAAGUAGCCCAAACACUGUCACAGGAUAGUGGCCAGUCGUCGUCGUCGUCGACACCCAAUCAGAUACUCGGCUUUCGUGAUCCCAGAUAUUUGCCGCCAAACCAUCAGCAGCGACACCAACAACAACAACCUAACUAUCCGUCGGUAAACAACAACAAUAUGUAUGACGUGUUGCCAUCAAAUCAUAUGCGGUCGACAGUCGUCGUCAAUGGUUCCUCCUCAUCAGUGCCGGCGGCACCGGUAACCAAAUCGGUAAGGAUAUCGACACAAGUCCAGGAAAUACCUAAUAAUCAUAAUAGUCAUCAUCAUCAGCAACAACAACAAAGGCAUAGCAACAGCGGCAGCAGCCGAAACCUACCGCCGCCGCCACCACCGAAGCGGUCAGAGUCGACACACCUGUCGCACAGAUAGUAAUAAUAAUAAUAAUAAUAUGUUUCUCUCUAUGUGUUUACCUAAGCGUGCGAUCAGUAGUAGUAUCUGUGCUAUAUGUAUGUGUGUGUGUGUGUGUGUGUGACUGAGGAUUAUUAUUGAUGGUUAGGGUGGGUGAGUGAGUGAGUGGGUAAGUGACUGACUGACUAACUGAGAACCGGUAUUUCCUAUGUAUGGUGCGGUUCAUAGCACUUUGAUAUGGUGUGGAUCAUCCUAUUGUCAACUAAAUAAUAAUAAUAAUAGGAUAGUAUAGUAUACCUAUCUAUCUGUCUAUUAUUUAGUAUUUAACAAUAGAUAUUGACUUUUGGACUUUCAAGUGACAAAAAAUAUAUAUAUAAAUUA
Molecule: messenger RNA, 5678 nt
Organism: Oppia nitens
Lineage: Eukaryota; Metazoa; Arthropoda; Arachnida; Sarcoptiformes; Oppiidae
Exons: 3
Coding region: 756-5318 (1520 amino acids)
Biological process (GO): signal transduction
Source: RefSeq, a predicted model, not a curated record